This is a messenger RNA of Cucumis melo (muskmelon), 2475 nucleotides long. RefSeq names its product casein kinase 1-like protein 6. The record is from RefSeq and is a predicted model, not a curated record. Gene Ontology annotation, cellular component: cytoplasm; nucleus. The coding region runs from base 720 to 2081 and encodes 453 amino acids. The transcript has 14 exons. Lineage: Eukaryota; Viridiplantae; Streptophyta; Magnoliopsida; Cucurbitales; Cucurbitaceae. Gene Ontology annotation, molecular function: ATP binding; protein serine/threonine kinase activity. Gene Ontology annotation, biological process: peptidyl-serine phosphorylation; signal transduction; endocytosis.
UAAGAAGGCUUAGAGAGAGAAAGAGAGAAGAAGAAGGAAGAAGAAGAGAAAAAGAAAAAAGAGAAGAGAGAGAGAGAAAUCCAUCGGCCGCCUGACCUUCUUCUUCUUCUUCUUCUUCUUCUUCUUCUUCUUCUUCUUCUUCUUCUUCUUCGUAUUCUUCCUCUGCCGUGUCUCUCAUCGCCACCAUUUUCUUCUUCAACAUUGAUUCUUUCUUCCCUUCAAUUUUCCCUAAAAUCCCAUCUUCUUCCAUUACCCUUCUCUCUAUUCUUCAUUCUUUUUCAUCUUUCAAUACAAUUUUCCCCCCUUUAAUAUUCAUUUCAUUGGUCAAUGUAGCUUCCUUUCCUUCAAACUAGGGUUUCAAUUCACCAUCUCCCUUCCGACUAUGUAGUUACAACACGAUCUUCUUCUUUUCACUACUAUUUCCUUCCAAAAAUCAACCUUUUUUCUUCUUUUUUUUCCUCCUCCUGUAUUCUUCUGUCAGUAUCAUCGUCUAUUCUAAUCCGAAGGCUGACUUUCUUGUUCUUCAUUUUCAUUUCUUAACUGGCUCUCUGGGAAUAACUCAAAUUUCUCUUUAAUCUCCCGGAGUCGUCGGCAGUGGAAUUACCCUGCCGGAACCCAAAGAAUCACACUUGUCUUUACCACGAUUUGAGGCAAAUCUGUGUUGGUGUUGUUGCAUUUUAGCUUUUAGGUUCAUUUUGAUUUGAUUAAAGAAUUGGAUCAUGGACCAUGUAAUUGCGGGGAAGUUCAAGCUGGGAAGGAAGAUUGGGAGUGGGUCUUUUGGAGAGCUCUAUUUAGCUGUUAAUGUGCAAACUGGAGAGGAGGUUGCUGUCAAACUAGAACCUGUGAAAACCAAGCACCCCCAGCUUCAUUAUGAGUCCAAAUUGUAUAUGCUUCUUCAAGGAGGAACGGGAAUCCCCCACCUGAAGUGGUUUGGAGUUGACAGUGAUUACAACAUCAUGGUGAUUGAUCUUCUGGGGCCAAGUUUGGAGGAUUUAUUUAACUACUGUAAUAGAAAGUUUACAUUGAAAACUGUCCUGAUGCUUGCAGAUCAAUUAAUUAACAGGGUUGAGUACAUGCACUCAAGAGGUUUUCUCCAUCGUGAUAUAAAGCCUGACAACUUCUUAAUGGGACUUGGGCGGAAAGCCAAUCAGGUAUACAUCAUUGACUACGGCCUCGCAAAGAAGUACAGGGAUCUUCAAACUCAUAAGCAUAUACCGUACAGGGAGAACAAGAACCUUACUGGCACAGCUCGCUAUGCUAGUGUCAACACUCACCUAGGAAUUGAGCAAAGCAGAAGGGAUGAUCUAGAGUCUCUUGGUUAUGUGCUCAUGUAUUUCCUAAGAGGAAGCCUUCCCUGGCAGGGUCUGAAAGCAGGCACAAAGAAACAAAAGUAUGAUAAAAUUAGUGAAAAAAAGAUGUCCACUCCUAUUGAGGUUCUUUGCAAAUCACAUCCACCUGAGUUCGUAUCUUAUUUCCAUUACUGUCGAUCACUGAGGUUUGAAGACAAACCAGAUUAUUCAUAUUUAAAGCGACUUUUUCGAGACCUAUUCAUACGAGAAGGCUAUCAAUUUGAUUAUGUCUUUGACUGGACUAUACUGAAGUACCCACAGAUUGGAGGCAGUUCAAGAGGACGACACUCAAGUGGGAAAGCUGCAGCUACUCCAGGACCAUCUGCAGAAAGGCCAGAGAGAACUUCAGUUGGGAAAGAGAUCCGAGAAAGAUUAUCAGGUGCAGUUGAAGCAUUUUCCAGGAGGAAUAUUUCCAGUUCCAGUCCACAUGUUGAUCAUUCUAAACAAAAGACUUGUGAGGACGUGCAUCCUGAUACUGAUCGAGGACGUGGUUCUUCUUCUCGAUAUGGAAGCUCCUCAAGAAGAGCUGUAAUUACAAAUAGCAAGGCAAGUUCUUCUGGUGAUCACUUUGAGGGUCGUCGACUAGUUGCAAGAACUGGGCGCCCUUCUACCACCACUCAUAGACUUCAUUCCUCUUAUGAGACAAAGCCAACCUCAUUUGUUAGAACAUCAACAAGAGGCGGCCGUGAUGAUCCUCUCCGGAGCUUUGAACUUCUAUCAAUCAGGAAGUGAAAACUAAUAACAAGAAGGUUUUUCUCAUUAGGGUACUUGGCAUACGCAUCAGAGGGAUAAAGCCCUCAGCAUCUGCGAUUAUUUGCAUCUUGAUUCUCUCUUGUACAUGGGACAUCCCCCAAGCCGACCGCAAACAAACAUUACAGGUCAGUUGACACAAUCUUGUAUGACCCAAAAAAAAAAAAAAAGAAAGAAAAAUAAAAUCCAGGAUUACCUUUGCAUCUUUUCCCCUCAUAAGCGUUUGCGGCCGUCAUCUAUGUUUAUCGAUGCCGCUCAUGAUGCAGAGAUUCACACUAAACAAUUCUACUUGUGUGACUCAAGUAGCUGUAAUAAUAACUGUAUUUCCUUUCAUGUUCUUCCUAUUUUAAAGACCCAUCCAUCGGUCGUUUUUAUA